GUUGAGAUUCGGAUGUUUUUCCUCGGAAAAUAUAAAAUUUUCAGGGAAAACGCACAAAAUUCAUUGGAAAAAUGUCGAAAAACGACAAUCGAAAGACCCCGGAAUACGAUUCGUCGGUAGGAUUGAUGCCGUUAAUUCAGGCAUUAAUUAAGCCGCCCGAUGAUGAAAUGGUUAUGAAAACACAGAAAAAGACGCAGGGACCGUAUUACAAGAAAUCCGGCAAGAAUGAUUGCUUCUGUUAUGCCUGCGAAGAAGGCGGUGAACUGAUUUGUUGCGACAAAUGCAUUUGUAGCUUUCAUCUUGGAUGCCAUGAUCCUCCAUUGGAAGAAUCUGACAUCCCGAACGGAAAAUGGUUAUGCAACAAUUGCCGACACACAAAAGCGGGAGAAACGCGUUCAUCGCGUAUUCAAUCGACCACGAGUGCACGCUCCGAAGCGAUUUCCAGACCAGUUACGCCGACAAUCGAAGGAGAAAUUACGCAUCAAAAAAUUAAACAACUACGAAAGAGUCGAUCUCGCAAAAGUUCAGCUUCGAGUGAAACGUCGGAUAAAACUAAUGGAAAAACAACAACAACAACUACGGCGACGAAUGUGACAGAAGAAAAGCCAAAAACUGAAGAAACUCCCGUGGAAGAAGUAAAAAAUUCGGAUGAAAAAUCAGAAAAUGUCACAGAAGAAGCGAAAAUUGAAGAGCCAGAAAUUAAACUUUCCUCGCCAUUGGAGGAAUUGAUAAAAGCUGCGACAAUCAUGAAUCCACGCGUUUUCGAGCUCCCACGAGAAAUGGAAAUUUUUUCACAAUUUCCGGGCGAAGAUAAGGUCGGACCGAAAAACAGCUCGAAUGGGCGUCGUUUCGGGCGUCGCAAACCUUACGAACUCGAUGCACAAGGUCUCGUUCCCUUACCUGCCAAAGUUUGUUUCACGUGUCGCAAGUCCUGCAAGAAGGCGCCGUUAGUUGCUUGCGACUAUUGUUCCCUUCUCUUUCAUCAGGACUGUCUUGAUCCGCCUCUCACUGCCAUGCCAACGGGCUUAUGGAUGUGCCCAAAUCAUCCUGAACAAUUUAUCGACUGGAAUCUCGUAAAUUCUGCAUCAGCGACGCAACGUCUCAAAUUAUGGAAUCAGUAUAGCGGGCCCGUCGAUCAGGAAACCGUCAAAACGGAAUUUUUCCGCAAAAUUCACAUGAAAAAUCCCCCGUUUCGUGUCAAGAUGAAGUGCAUCCCGAAGGAAAGAGUUGUCGUGCCGCCCAUGGUUGAGUAUCAUUAUCAAAAUCCCCCGGAUUUGUUGCCGUCGUUGAAGCAAGUGCUGCGUUACGAACAAGCCUACAAGAAAUACGGACCAAUUGAACCGACGCAAGAGCUCGUGGAACAAGUUUUGGAUGAGAAUAUUAACGCUUUGGAGACAGCAAAUGCGAAAAUUGAAGAGUUUAUCAACGAAGUUGAGGGAGUUAAGGAAGCCGUGAAUGUAGAUGAGGUCAAACAAGAAGCUGAAAAGGAAAAUGACGACGAAAUAUUGAAAGAAAUUGAAGAACAAAUCGUUUCGGAUGAAAAAGAUGAGGGCAAAGAAAAAGGUACGAAACGCAAGACGAAAGCAAAACGCAGUACAAACACCGAAAAACCCGAAGAAAACAAGGAACCCGAAUGUAAAAAGAUGAAAAUGUACGUUUGUGGCAACAAAACGUACGAAAAUGAGACAGAAAUGAUUGAUGCUGAACUAGCUCACUUCGAUUUGACGAUGAUAAAACGCCUCGCAUUUCAACGUUUUCAGCAAAUAGCGAAGGAACAUCCGGAUUUGGCGGAAAAAUGUCGUCAGGAACAAAACUCCGAAGCACUUAACGAGCUGCUCGUUAAACAGGAAGUCAUUUCGGAAGCAACUCAGGAACAAAAAUCCGUUGAAGAAACAUCUCACAAGGCAGUAAAUGGCGAAAAAACGGAAAUCAAAGAAGAAAUUGACGAGGAAAAAGUUCGUAACGUCACUUUGGAUCUCGAACGCAAGAUGAUGGAAACGCAAAUUCGAUCGCGAGCGCUGCUAAUUCCCGUUAACGACAUCAUGCGAGGCGAUCGAUGGUACACAGACACAACAAAUAUCGAUGCUGCUGUUCAAAUGCGAUACCGAAGCAUAUCGAUCGGCACAGGCAUUGGCAAUGAUCUCAAUUUGCUGCUAUUUGGCAAGUGUUGUCACACAUCGGUGAAGCAUGCCGUUAUCUUUUACGAUGAGGUGACAAGAUAUUUUGAGCUUUUAAAUUACUCAGAAUUCGGCACAGAAGUGAACGGACAACUUUUUAGCUGUAAUUAUACGGAAUUUAAGCCGUUGCCGCCUCAGGGAGUGCCGGAAAGUGUCAUCAAAAGCAAUGAAGAGGCGGCGAAAAAUGCUCAGGAAAUUAUUGAUAAGCGUCGGAAAAUUAACAGGGAAAAAUAUGGAUUGGAUGAGAAUGCAACAAUGCCUGCUCCUGCGCCAUCGCCAUGUCAAUGUCUCGCUCGACCCUACGUUUUCGAGGGAUGGGAAGGCACUGCAUUACUCAGUCACGGAGCUCUCUUACGCUUUGGAUGUCUUUCAUUCGUUUUUUCCAUCGUCGAUUACGAUAGUGGCAUUGAAGAUUAAUUUAUUGCAUAUUUUCAAAACACUUGAACUUGUAAAUAUUUAUUUUUUUUUUCUUUUGAAAUAAAUUUCAAAUCA
Messenger RNA from Culicoides brevitarsis, 2669 nucleotides. Its product is annotated as PHD finger protein 12. Gene Ontology annotation, molecular function: protein binding; transcription corepressor activity. Gene Ontology annotation, cellular component: Sin3-type complex; nucleus. The transcript is spliced from 6 exons. Bases 72 to 2594 code for a protein of 840 amino acids. The record is from RefSeq and is a predicted model, not a curated record. Gene Ontology annotation, biological process: negative regulation of transcription by RNA polymerase II. Lineage: Eukaryota; Metazoa; Arthropoda; Insecta; Diptera; Ceratopogonidae.